GCGGCGACUGCGGCAAAGCGAGAGCCUUGGAGACGCAGCUGCCGCCAACACCGCCGGAGACCGGAGCCGACCUUAGGGGCUGUCCGCGGGCCCUGCACUGCCUCGAUGAGUCGGAGAAGUCCCGUUGUCACAGAGUAAGAUGGAUGGUAGCUUUGAUUGUGAUUGUGGUGAGCUGGAGCCACCUGAUCACUAACAAAAGACAUCUUCUGUAAACCAACAGCUGCCAGAGCUUUCUAUUCAAAUAAACAGUAAACAAACAAGGAGGAAAAGAAACAAAACUAACAUAGUGCUUACUGGCACCCUAGAAAUGAUGCUGCUCAGGACCAGUCCAACACUGAAUGUAUCUGCACUGUGAGGAGAAUGUUCAGAGAAGCCUAUCGUGUGCAUAUUUAUUCACUUUUUUGUUAAAUGUUAACUCGUUUAGCACAGUAAAGCUGAGUGCAUAGUAUGUCAUUUCAUUCCGUUUGAGUUUCUUGAGUGUUUUCUUUAAAUGUCUGCAGAGUUGCUGCCCCUAUCUUGAGCUAUGGAUACUGCAAUCUUUCUAAUUCUCAGUAUGAGUUAGAGCUUACAAGCUGUAAAUUUAAAGGGAACUCAACAGGCCUGGUUGGCACAUGCGAUGAGUAUCAAGAAACCAUCUUGCAGUGGAAGCAGAAUUAUUUUUCUCCCUUUUUGAAAGAUCUUUCUUUUUGAUGCCAGUUUCCUUCCGUGUUUACACAAGUUCAUCAUUUUGAAAGGAAAAAUAAUAUUAAGUUUUAAAAUGGCAGAAAAGUUUGAAAGUCUCAUGAACAUUCAUGGUUUUGAUCUGGGCUCUCGGUAUAUGGACUUAAAACCGCUGGGUUGUGGUGGCAAUGGCUUAGUUUUUUCUGCUGUCGAUAAUGACUGUGACAAAAGAGUGGCUGUCAAGAAAAUUGUUCUUACAGAUCCCCAGAGUGUUAAACAUGCUUUACGCGAAAUCAAAAUUAUUAGAAGACUCGACCAUGAUAACAUUGUGAAAGUAUUUGAAAUUCUUGGUCCCAGUGGAAGCCAGUUAACAGAUGAUGUGGGCUCUCUGACAGAACUGAACAGUGUUUACAUUGUUCAGGAGUACAUGGAGACAGACUUGGCUAAUCUGCUAGAGCAGGGCCCUUUAUUGGAGGAGCAUGCCAGGCUUUUCAUGUAUCAGCUGCUACGUGGGCUCAAGUAUAUUCAUUCUGCAAAUGUACUGCACAGAGAUCUCAAACCAGCUAAUCUUUUCAUUAAUACCGAAGACUUGGUGCUGAAGAUAGGUGACUUUGGUCUUGCCCGGAUCAUGGAUCCCCAUUAUUCCCACAAGGGUCAUCUUUCUGAAGGAUUGGUUACUAAAUGGUACAGAUCUCCACGACUUUUACUUUCUCCUAAUAACUAUACUAAAGCCAUUGAUAUGUGGGCUGCAGGAUGCAUCUUUGCUGAAAUGCUGACUGGGAAAACCCUCUUUGCAGGUGCACAUGAACUUGAACAGAUGCAACUGAUUUUAGAAUCUAUUCCUGUUGUACAUGAGGAAGAUCGUCAGGAGCUUCUCAGUGUAAUCCCAGUUUACAUAAAAAAUGAUAUGACUGAGCCACACAAACCCUUAACUCAGCUGCUUCCAGGAAUUAGUCGUGAAGCACUGGACUUCCUGGAACAAAUUUUGACAUUUAGUCCCAUGGAUCGAUUGACCGCAGAAGAAGCUCUGUCCCAUCCUUAUAUGAGCAUUUAUUCCUUUCCAAUGGAUGAACCAAUUUCAAGCCAUCCUUUUCACAUUGAAGAUGAAGUUGAUGAUAUUUUGCUCAUGGAUGAAACUCAUAGUCAUAUUUAUAAUUGGGAGAGGUACCAUGAUUGUCAGUUUUCAGACCAUGACUGGCCUAUACAUAAUAAUUUUGAUAUUGAAGAAGUUCAGCGUGACCCAAGGGCUCUUUCUGAUGUCACUGAUGAAGAGGAAGUCCAAGUAGAUCCUCGAAAAUAUUUGGAUGGAGAUCGUGAAAAGUAUCUGAAGGAUCCUGCCUUUGAUACCCAUUUCUCUACUGAGCCUUGUUGGCAAUAUCCAGAUCAUCAUGAAAACAAGUAUUGUGAUCUGGAAUGCAGCCACACUUGUAACUACAAAAUGAGGUCGUCAUCAUAUCUAGAUAACUUAGUUUGGAGAGAGAGUGAAGUUAACCAUUACUAUGAACCCAAACUUAUUAUAGAUCUUUCUAAUUGGAAAGAACAAAGCAAAGAAAAAUCUGAUAAGAAAGGCAAGUCAAAAUGUGAAAGGAAUGGAUUGGUUAAAGCUCAAAUAGCUCUUGAGGAAGCAUCACAGCAACUGGUUGAAAAAGAAAGGGAGAAGAAUCAAGGAUUUGACUUUGAUUCCUUUAUUGCAGGAACUAUUCAACUUAGUUCACAACAUGAGUCUACUGAUGUUGUUGAUAAAUUAAAUGACUUGAAUAGCUCAGUGUCCCAACUAGAAUUGAAAAGUUUGAUAUCAAAGUCAGUAAGCCGGGAAAAACAGGAAAAAGGAAUGGCGAAUUUGGCUCAGUUAGAAGCUUUGUACCAGUCUUCUUGGGACAGCCAGUUUGUGAGUGGUGGGGAGGAAUGUUUUCUCAUAGAUCAGUUUUGUUGUGAAGUAAGAAAGGAUGAACAGAUUGAGAAGGAAAACACUUACACCAGUUACUUGGACAAGUUCUUUAGCAGGAAGGAAGAUACUGAAAUGCUAGAAACUGAGCCAAUAGAGGAUGGCAAGUUUGGGGAAAGAGAAAGUGAGGAGGGUUUUCUUAACAAUAGUGGGGAGUUCCUCUUUAACAAGCAGCUUGAGUCUAUAGGCAUCCCACAGUUUCAUAGUCCAGUUGGUUCACCACUUAAAUCAAUACAGGCUACAUUAACACCUUCUGCUAUGAAAUCUUCCCCCCAGAUUCCCCAUAAAACAUACAGCAGCAUUCUGAAACAUCUGAACUAAAACACUCAGCAGACAGUUCUUUUUGUAUUCAUGAAAUGUGUUUUGUCUUUUUUAUUACUAGUAUAAGUCAUUUUUUACUUGAAUCAGACGGUGUCAUUUUAGUAUGGAUUUCAUUAGUUCUUGGUUUUUAAAAUCCAGAAUUACUUUCUAUACAUGAAAUAGUUUUCAUUUUAAACUGGCAUGUCAUUUGCACACAAAAUUAAAGAAUAGAGCAAAAUAAUGCAAUGCAGGAGGAGACAAAAGAAAUGCACUAAGCCAAGUAAAAACAUUCUCUCAGUAAAACAGUUAUCUGUUUUACAGGAAAAAAAAAAUCUUGCCUUGAAAUUUACACAGUGAGACUGUACAUAAUUGCAUGAAAAUAUCUAUUUUUUUCCUAAAACAUUUUUCAUUCAUGAGUAUUUUCAAGUUUUUUCAUACUGUACACAUUUCUUAAAACACAUGAUACCAGCAGCAACUGAAAAUGAAUGCCGAAUUUGGUACACAUGUGUUAUCUACCUCAAGGUAACAGAAGUAUGUGGCAAAACAUGUACCACCCAUAGUGCUUCACAAUAUGCACUUCUAUUUAGCCAGCGUUAUUAUAGUAACUUCUUAAUAAGAAUCAUUCACUGUUUAUAAGUGUUCUGGUAUGCAUUCUUUAUAGUGAAGUGUUAAUAUACCACAUCUUAUUUAUUUUAGCAAAUCAGUAUAUUUUCUGUAUUUAAUUAUAGAAAGUUAACUUAGUUUUUUGAAAUUUAUUUGCAAAUAAAGUUUUUCCAUUUGGCACUAUGGUUUGUUGCCUACCUAGCUGAAUAUUAUAACAUCAGCUUGUUCUGAGGCUGUCCACGUACUCAAUUUACUUAAGUGUUCAUUUUAAGUAAAGCGCUCACUGUGUAUAGGAAUUUGUAUUUUGGAGGUGCUUGAUCUAUCUACAAAGAAAAAUUAGGAAUUACUUUAUUAUAAAAUGCUCCUAGAAGUCUUAAUUGUGUUUAUUUUUUAAGAAAUUGUAAUGUUAGACUUGUGUGCAUGGACGUAAUUAAGGUACAUCAUUAUUGUAGGUUAAAAGUUGUAUAUGGUAAGACAUAUUUUGUUUUUACUGUAUGUUUUUACUGAAUGAUCUAUUCCCCAUCCCAAAGCAAGCAUGAAUAAAAUUAGGUUAAAUGUAAAAAAAAAAAAAAAA
Monodelphis domestica (gray short-tailed opossum) is the source of this 4082-nucleotide messenger RNA. Its product is annotated as mitogen-activated protein kinase 6. Gene Ontology annotation, molecular function: ATP binding; MAP kinase activity. Gene Ontology annotation, biological process: protein phosphorylation. The record is from RefSeq and is a predicted model, not a curated record. NCBI's taxonomy places the organism in Eukaryota, Metazoa, Chordata, Mammalia, Didelphimorphia, Didelphidae.